Molecule: messenger RNA, 1575 nt
Organism: Triticum dicoccoides
Lineage: Eukaryota; Viridiplantae; Streptophyta; Magnoliopsida; Poales; Poaceae
Product: E3 ubiquitin-protein ligase RGLG3-like
Exons: 12
Coding region: 166-1305 (379 amino acids)
Biological process (GO): protein ubiquitination
Cellular component (GO): nucleus
Molecular function (GO): ubiquitin-protein transferase activity
Source: RefSeq, a predicted model, not a curated record
CACCUUCACGCACGCACGCACGCACGCACGCUUCCUCGAUCCCAUCCAGCAAGCAAGCAGGCAGCAAGGGGUCCGUCGCCGCGCCGUCUUCCCCGUCGCCGUCCGUCACCGUCGUCGUCGCCACGGUCCAGCCCUCCGGUCGGCGCUGGUCGUCGCCGGCAGACAAUGUGGGGCGAGAGGGCUCACCACAAGCAUGGGCACCAUCACGACAACGUGGGUUCCAGGGACCGGCAGCCCAAGUUCAUAGCAGACAACUACAGCUCAGUGGAUGAGGUCGUUGCUGCGUUGAGGGAAGCUGGCCUUGAAUCGUCAAAUCUGAUUCUCGGUAUUGACUUCACCAAAAGCAAUGAAUGGUCAGGUAGGCAUUCCUUUGGAAGAAAAUCUCUGCAUGCCAUUAGUGGCACCCCAAAUCCAUAUGAGCAAGCCAUCUCUAUAAUUGGGCGAACACUAUCACCUUUUGAUGAUGAUAACUUGAUACCAUGCUUUGGAUUUGGUGAUGCUUCUACACAUGAUCAUUCGGUCUUCAGCUUUUACCAAGAAAACCGUCCUUGUCGUGGUUUUGAGGAGGUUCUUGACAGAUACAGACAAAUUGUUCCACAUUUGAACCUUUCAGGACCAACUUCUUUUGCACCUCUUAUCUACGCGGCGAUGUCAGUUGUCGAAAGCAGUAACUGCCAAUAUCAUGUCCUCGUCAUCAUAGCUGAUGGGCAGGUGACCACCUCAAAUUCAAGUGCAAGAUUAAGUCCACAAGAACAGGCAACUAUACAAGCAAUUGUUGAUGCUAGCUUCUAUCCUCUUUCGAUUGUUAUGGUGGGAGUGGGCGAUGGGCCAUGGGAUGCAAUGCAGCAUUUUGAUGACUGUAUUCCUGACAGAGCUUUUGACAAUUUCCAGUUCGUGAACUUUACUGGUCUCAUGUCAACAAGCAAGGAUAUGUCGAAGAAGGAGGCCGCAUUUGCACUUGCAGCGCUGAUGGAAAUACCCACCCAAUACAAAGCGACUCAAGGCCUCCGACCUCCAGAGAGGCACGCACAAAAUCCCAACCCUCCAAGGAUCCUUCCCCCUCCCAGCAAAGUUCUUGAACAUGACAAUAUUGCCGCAGCUUCCCGUGCUCCAGACGCAACCUCCCAGUCAACCGACGUUGGCUACACCGCUUCGGAUGAAAAGGUAUGUCCCAUCUGCUUAACGAAUCCAAAGGACAUGGCCUUCCAAUGCGGCCAUCUGACAUGCAAGGAAUGCGGGCUGACGCUAUCGACAUGCCCCUUGUGCCGCGCGCCGAUCACUGUCCGUGUGAGGCUCUUUUCAUAAAGAUGAUGCAGCCUUCUGGAGGUGAAGAGCAAGAAGUUUGGAAAGGCAAGGAGAUAUGUAAAUGUUCAUAAAGCUUUACUGUAUGUGACGAUUGCCAACUGUGUUGGCUGUCUGAUGGAUAAUUUCCAUCACCUCCUGUACAGUUUAUUACUGUCAUCUUGUAAAAAGCAGCAGCAGUAGCAGCUGUAGAAAACCGUGUUUUCUCAUGAAACCUAAAUGAAUCAAUACUAGCAAUAAUUAUUGUUCAAUAUAGUUUGCAUCUUAAUAUCA